Molecule: messenger RNA, 742 nt
Organism: Carlito syrichta (Philippine tarsier)
Lineage: Eukaryota; Metazoa; Chordata; Mammalia; Primates; Tarsiidae
Gene: HYI
Product: hydroxypyruvate isomerase (putative)
Exons: 6
Coding region: 18-662 (214 amino acids)
Biological process (GO): glyoxylate metabolic process
Molecular function (GO): hydroxypyruvate isomerase activity
Source: RefSeq, a predicted model, not a curated record
GUCUCUGAAGGUGCUGAAUGCCUGGGCGUUGUGGCUCCAAGUGGUAUGCACUGGAGACCUGGGGAACUGGGUUAGGGCUGGCACAGUCAUACUGUCCUGGAGGAGGUGCAGAGGGAGGGCGGGAAGGCCUCCAGCCCCAUCUUCUCCACAGGAUCCACCUGAUGGCCGGCCGAGUACCGCAGGGGGUUGAUCGAGCAGCAGUCAAGGGUGAGAUGGAGAUGGUUUUUCUGGAGAACCUGAGGCACGCAGCUGGGGUUUUGGCUCAGGAGAACCUCGUGGGACUGCUGGAGCCCAUUAACACCCGCAUCACGGACCCCCGGUACUUCUUGGAUACGCCCCGGCAGGCGGCUGCCAUCUUACAGAAGGUAGGGAGGCCCAACCUCCAAUUACAAAUGGACAUAUUCCACUGGCAGAUCAUGGAUGGGAACAUGACAGGAAACAUCCGGGAGUUCCUGCCCAUUGUUGGACAUGUGCAGGUGGCACAGGUCCCUGGCCGAGGGGAACCCAGCAGCCCUGGAGAGCUGAACUUCCCCUAUCUAUUUCAACUGCUGGAGGAUGAAGGCUACAAAGGCUUUGUGGGUUGCGAGUAUCGGCCUCAAGGAGAAACAGUAGCGGGCUUGAGUUGGCUACGUUCAUACCAGGACAGGUGGGGCCACCCAUAGUGAAGGCCUGGACACUACCCAUGUGCCUCUGAGACAGUGAGUGAACAUCCUGAGUCUCCUCUGAAUUAAAGACCAUCUGC